CAGUCAAACAAACUGGGCAGGGCAAUCGAAGUUGGGACAAUUUACGGAGGUUUCUGUUGCUGGAUAGUCGACGACAAUAAGGAUAUGUAUACAGCUAAUAUGUAUAGCAUCCUAUUUUUGUGUCAUUUAGCGUAGUAAGGAGUCUAUCCAUGUCAAAUAAUAUUCUACUUAUACGAGGAGUUUAAUGUAUUUCGCUAGAAAAUUGAAGCUUAACUGAAAACAAACUAACGUUACCCUCCCUGAACUGAGGAUGAUUUUUGCUAAUACUGGAAACCCACUAAGGACUCCGUAUCGCAAACAGUAGUUUCGCACCUUGCUACAGUGAUGUACAAGUGUACUCCAGGGUCUAUCAAUACACUGUGACAUCAGAAGCACACUUCUGACGACACCCAACCACAUCCAUUAGGGAUGCCGGUUGUGGUCAGAGCCAUCUGUUGCCUCAUCAUCACACCCCAUGGCUCCACCCAGCCCAAGCAACAAUAGCAGCAGCAGUAGCACUACAGGUUGGGACCAGCUCAGCAAAACGAACCUCUACAUCCGAGGCCUGUCCCCUUCAACCACAGACCAUGACCUGGUCAAGCUCUGUCAGCCGUAUGGCAAAAUUGUGUCAACAAAGGCCAUCCUGGACAAAACUACAAACAAAUGCAAAGGAUAUGGCUUUGUGGACUUUGACAGCCCCGCUGCAGCUCAGAAAGCUGUGGCUGCCUUGAAGACCACUGGUGUCCAAGCUCAGAUGGCAAAGCAACAGGAACAAGACCCGACAAACUUGUACAUCUCCAAUUUGCCUAUGUCUAUGGAUGAGCAGGAACUGGAGAACAUGUUAAAGCACUUCGGCCAGGUCAUCUCCACACGCAUCUUGAGGGACUCCAGUGGAGGCAGCAGAGGAGUGGGCUUUGCAAGGAUGGAGUCAACUGAAAAAUGUGAUGCAGUCAUUUCUCACUUCAAUGGAAAGUUUAUUAAGACACCUGCAGGUGUUCCAGCACCAUCUGAACCUUUGCUGUGCAAGUUUGCUGAUGGUGGACAGAAAAAGCGACAAAGUCAGAAUAAAUUUGCCCUGAAUGGUCGCGGUUGGGGAAGGGACAUUGACUCCAGACUGGCCGGAAUGACACUGACAUAUGACCCCAGUGCAGCUGCUAUGCAAAAUGGAUUUUUCCCACAAGCAUACAGUAUUUCAAACCGGAUGAUUGCUCAAACGUCCAUGUCUCCUUACAUGUCUCCAGUUUCAACAUACCAGGUGCAAAACCCAUCCUGGAUGACUCAUCAACCCUACAUUAUGCAGCACCCAGGUACUGUGAUAUCGCCCUCUAUGGACCCAUCUAUGUCACUACAGCCUACUUCCAUGAUGGCCCCUCUUGCACAGCAGAUGAGUCACCUCUCUAUGGGCAAUGCAGGAACAUUUAUGGCCGCAAACACAUCUAUGCAAGGAGCAUAUAUCCCACAGUAUGCCCACAUGCAGACAUCAAAUGUUCCUGUAGAGGAAAAUGGUGCACAGUCCCAAGUGGACUCAUCCAGCAAUCAUUCCCCAUAUUCCUACCAACAAACCAAGUAGUGCUGAGGUCGGGUUAGCAGGUCCAGCCCGCCCUUCCAGACCAAAUGCCACGCUCAGGAGCUGGCCACAUACAACUGUUUCCUUAUAGGUUGUUUUGAAUACUUUGGGAUUUUCUUCAAACCAAUUUUUUUAUGAUGUAUUGUUGUAAUCAUUAGGGUGGGCAACAACAUGUUUCUACUCAUGUUCACACAUUCAGUUUCAUAGUUUUAAAAAGGCUGCUGCUUUUAUGGCAAUAGAUUCCAGAGCAGGGUUCAAAAUAAGCAAUAUCCACCAGCCAAAUGCUGGUAAAAUAUGCAAGUGGCUGGUAGAUUUGUUCCACUCACCAGCCAAAAUAAACAAUGGUAAUCUAUUGAGUGGCUGGUAAAAUUUGAACAUUCACUGGCCAUUUGGCUAAUGGAUGACAAAGUUAAUUUUGAAUCCUGUUCCAGAGGCUGAUUUAAAAUGUUACAGACCAAUAAUGACAACAAAGCGUUGUGGUGUUCAAUGGAUCUGUGCUCCAUUAAACAAACAUGCUUGUUGCUUUGUCGAGGGUCUAGAUGUAUUCGCAGCAGCAUUUCCUCUGUAGUUCGCUUGAGUGUGCAACAAAUGUAAAGGGCCGCUGUGAUUAUACUUGAGAUUUCUGUGUAAUGCCUGAAACUGAGAAGUAAUACUGUCUUGUGAGGUUAAUGCUGCUAGUGGUGUCUGAACCAUGUGCCAUAGUAUCUGGGUCAAGAGUUGCAGAGGUGCACAUAAGAAGAAUUGCUCAUAUAAGUAACCACCAUUUUGAACAGUCAUUAAGUUAUAUGAAAAAAAAGUUCUAAUUUAUGAAGAUUGUUGUACAGACAGAUUGAGGAAAUAAGAGAUUUUCAUGGAGCUAUAUGAAAGUUUAUUGGUUUUUCUUUUUACUUGUGCCACAUAAUUGCCAGUGGUAACUUGUAUGUACAGUUUAAGGAAUCUCUCCUCUUUAAUUUUGUUUUUCUGGUGUUUGUUAAAGCCAAAGACCUUUGUUUUCUCAGUAGAAUGUUGCCUAAGGUUUAUUCUUUCCAAUUCUUUGACAUUUUGAAUAAAAACUUUUAACUUUUAA
Messenger RNA from Sander lucioperca (pikeperch), 2612 nucleotides. It is a transcript of the gene rbms1b, whose product is annotated as RNA-binding motif, single-stranded-interacting protein 1. Gene Ontology annotation, molecular function: poly(U) RNA binding; mRNA 3'-UTR binding; poly(A) binding. Gene Ontology annotation, cellular component: ribonucleoprotein complex; nucleus; cytosol. The record is from RefSeq and is a predicted model, not a curated record. The coding region runs from base 455 to 1549 and encodes 364 amino acids. NCBI's taxonomy places the organism in Eukaryota, Metazoa, Chordata, Actinopteri, Perciformes, Percidae. The transcript has 15 exons.